AUGGAGGUCGUGAGCAACCUGCGGGUGGAGGCGCCCCUGGUGCGCUGCGACCCGGCGGCGCCCUGGCUCAGCAUCGAGGGCGGCGUCCAGGGCGUGCUCGUCAACGACACCCUCCUCGUCAACGGCGCCAUCGCGCCCGAGGCCAGCCUGCCGUACCUCUACCUCUCGGGCGGCACCACGGGCCUGGAGCUGAACACCAAGUUCGCCGCCGUCACGGGGCUCGGGGACCCCGGCGGCUUCUGCGAGCUGGCCGUCAUCAACCAGGCACCGACGGGCGUGGCGCGGCUCUUCCUGGGCACACAGAACAACGCCCCGGCCGGCGGGAAAUGCGAGCUCGUGGCGCUGGCCAACGGCGGCGCGCAGCUCAACGCCCUGGACCAGACCAUCGCGCUGAACACUACGGGGAGCACGGCGAACUUGGUCAUCGAGCCGAACACCGGGGGGUCCAAUAAUGGAGAACUCGACUUCGCAUGCGAGACUGUCAUGAACCGAGCAUCCGAACAUAACUUAGUCACACUGCUCGACAACUGGUCAACGCGCUGGAAGCAUCGUGGCCGCACUCGAGCCAUCGGUCCGCAUGCUUACGAAAAGUACAGCACUCUCGGCUUCUUUGGACACGGCGGGGUCUUUGGCAUUUCAAGAGCAUCUGAAAUGAAAAAAGCAUGCAUCGCCGUGAACCAGUUUCUCAGAGAACGCUUUCCGUCUCAGACGUGGACUUCCAUCGCGGUGUUGUACAAUCCGUCAAUGCCUUUGCAUCGCGAUAUCCUGAACAUGAAAGGUCAUGCCAAUCAUGCUAUCACUUUAGGCAACUUUAUGGAAGGUCGAGUCUGGAUCGAAGAUGAAAACGGACAUGCAACUGCAUUGCUGGAAACGAAAAGCGGUCAGAAGCUGCUUCGAGGAACGUGGGUUGACAUGCAUGACAAGCCCGUUUCAUUCAAUGCUCGGAAAUACCACAUGCUCGAAAAGCAUCGCGGAAACAUGUGGGCUCUUGCCGCUUAUACACCUCAAGCAUACAAACAUGCUCAUGAAUCUCACGUCGCGGAACUGAUGGAACUCGGCUUUCCCGUUCCGCCGCUUUAA
Symbiodinium sp. CCMP2592 is the source of this 1080-nucleotide messenger RNA. The record is from the annotation of a GenBank genome assembly. Lineage: Eukaryota; Dinophyceae; Suessiales; Symbiodiniaceae.